AUGGACGUAUUACUGCUUCUGAUGAGCUUGAUUUCUGCAAUCGUGGCUGGCUCAAGGACCACAAAACAUCAGCACUCGCCCAUUAGGAAGGUUUUCUCCGGUAAAAGAUCAGGUAAAGAUCCUUGACUAAAACUUAUCACCUCAAGAGGCUUGGACGCAGUAUUUUAAAUGAAGAAUAGUCUUCAAAUUACGUGAGCAGAAACAAAUUGGCGAGCAGAAACGGAAAAAUCAUGGCCAUCUUGCCAAACAUAGAAAAGCCUAAUGGAAUGUAAUUCGUCUGAAUCUCAGUUAUUUCACCGAUUUGUCCGAUUCCAUUUUUAUGUUUAGACAUUUCUGCGUUUUAAAUUAUUCCUCUUCGUACUGUUAGGAUCAGGCUUACACGAUUCAUCGGGCGCUGGACGAGUUUAAAUUUACCGUUUUUCUUUCUUAAUUUUUAAUGAAAUUUCUCUAGUUAGCCUCUGUAAUAAAUAUCAGAGUCGAGGAAAUCUUAUCGACUGCCUCAUCAAAUCUCUGGAGUAGGUUUUACACACUUUUAAGGUUUAUUACUUUUCAUUUUUUUUCCCCAGGUCUCCCAAGAUGGACCAUUCCUAACAUGAGAAACCUAAAGAAAGCUCGAGCUGGUCGUCGCUCUCAAGGACCUUCGUAUCCAUAUUCAAACCAGUAUGCUGCAUACGCCCCCUCUUUACCCCCUGCAACCCCGUCCUUCUACCCUUCAGCUUAUCCUUCUCCGCCCUCUUUCUCUUAUUCCCCACCGUCCUUAUAUCCCGCUUCUCCCCCAUACGGUUACCCUCCUUCAUCUUAUCCGUCCCCUGCAUUCUAUUCAUCACCAUACUCAUCUUCAGAACCAGGGAGCUCCUUUCCAUCCAGCAAUCAGGCACAACAGUUGACGUAUUCUACAUCCUCAUCAAAUGCGUAUGCCAGUGAUCAAUACCAGCAACAGCAGAUAUUGUAUCCCUCCCAUGUGAACCCAGGUAAAGCUGCUUCCAUGGGAAAAUCAGCUGCCCACUUGAAAAUCUCAGGAUCAGAAGCAAAACCAAGCAAUGACGCUACGAAGCCCAAAGUCAAACCAACACCUCCCGAUAGAACAGAAAAAUUUGAAAUCAAAGGACGAUGUAAGGAUUUUGUUCACAUUCCUUUUUAUUUCGUCGAUUUCUGAGAAAAGAAAUUUUAACCUUAAAAUGUAAAAAUAAUUUGAAAGAUAAUCUCAUUUACCCAACCUAAGUGGCAGAGACAAGACUAAAGAUGUUGGGGGGAGUUGUUGGACCUAAUGAUAGCUUCUGUCUGGGCUAUUACGGAAAUACAGAUUCAGACAAAAUAGAAAAUAAUGAAACAUUCACUGUGUCAUCUUUUGAUGCAGUUUUUAAGAGCAUCGGCUGUUGGGCAGAUUCUACUAAACGUCGUGCAAUGGACAGUUUAGAGGGAAAGAGUUCCCAGCUUAAACAUCCUUACAAGACAAGAGUGAACGCCUUGAUGAAGUGUGCAGAGGUAGCGGAUGAACAUAACUUAAAGAUAUUUGGUUUGCAAAAUGGAGGGCAGUGUUUUGGAGGGAAAAAUGCAGAGAACACAUACAGAGAGUAUGGACAGAGCACAGAAUGCGCAGGUAACCAAGUUAUGGUUUAUGACUUCACGGUGACAUAAAUCGCAGGUUAUUCUUCAUGUCAUUUACCACUUCAAUGUAGGUUCCAGGAUAGCAGCUUGCAGAAUUGCAGUUCGUGCGCUUGUUUUGUAGUACAAAUCCAAGGCUCUUCCAAAGCUGCUUAAACUUUUGUUUCUUCUUGCCAGGUGACGGCGAAGGAGGUCCGUGGAGUAACGAAGUGUACAGGUAGACUCUAAUAACAAUUAGUCGAAGAUAAGCCGAUGGCACUAAACUGAGAUUAACUGUUACUAUUACCAGGACUUAUCGAAAAGUACCUCGGUAACGUGGCCCCCCUGCUAAAAUAUCUAUCUUGGCAAUCAUACUUAAAGUUGAUUAGAAUCAUGACUCCAAAAAUCUAAAUCGGUGAUGAGAAGAAGCUAAUCCUACCGUAAGGCGCCUCAUGAGGGGACGUUGUCGUCAUCUUUGUACCUCAUGAUUGGGUGACUCACUUUGAUACAAAAUGCAGUCCCAGCUGUAAGAGCUGGAACUUGGCGAUCCUCACAACUACAAAUCAAUUUCAAAGCCAUUGGCAACGCUGCCUUUUCUCUUCUCACAUAUGACUUUUUUAUAUACAAGGACCGAGCUUUUCUUCAAGUAACAUUUUUUGAGUAAUAUCAAAUGUAAGAUUCCUUGUUCUGUCUGUCACAGCUUUUUAGAUGAAGAUGAUCAACCAUUGGUAAAACCACCAAAGAUAAUGGACGACAAAAACGGAUCCAGCAAUGGCACAAGUACAGCCUGUCCCAACCCCUGUGCAAAAAAUUCAUCAUCACCAUCUUCAAAUACUACAUGCAGUAUACUGCCACCUAACAGUACUGGUGCUGGUCAAAUGUGUGGCUGGGGAUGUCCAAUUCCAAUUCCAGCUUGCAAUGGUAGGGUUAUUUAGUAUAUAUGUUGUAAUUGUUGCCUCCAUCGUCGACGUCAAAGUAAUUGCUAGUUUCAGUAAACAUUCCCAUUACUUUGCUCAAGAGAGUUAUGAGCCAAUGAUGAUCUGCCAGGAGAUCUAAGUUAUACACAGAGAAUAGGUAACACAGGGACAUAAGAAUAAGCCAGACAUAAAAAAUUGUAUUAAGUUGCACAAUUAAAUUAAAGUUUAUAAAAAACACGUCCAUAGGUAGUCUUUCGCAGCUGAAAAAAAGCUGAGACUUAAGAGUCAGUUUUUUUCGUCAACUGACGCGCUAAGCGCUAUUAUCUACACCCUUAACGAAAGUUAAACUUUUGAACGGUUCAUUAACUACUGGUAAAACCACCAAACGCAAAGGGGAAUUAAAAAUGAUACAGAACUGUAACGACACAAUUUAGCAUGUCCCAACUACUCACACUACUCUUUUUUCAGUAUUCGUUUUCUUUUUGUAUAUCUUCAAUUUGUAUGAGGCUCCAAAAUUCUUUUUGUUUGUUUGUUGAUAUACUAAUUUUUUAAUUUCUUGCAGUCACUGGAGCUAAUAGUACGGUAAAUGGUGAGUUACAAAAUCAUUUUUAAUCGUUUUUCGCCUUUGGUAAAGCUGAUGCAGUGUGAAGAUUCUUGAACUCUUCAGACGUGUUAACACAAGCUACGAAGCUGAGGCGUAUCCACGAUUUGUAAAGAGGGGAUUCGAACAAAAAUCAAAAGCGGUCGCCAUUAGAGAGGGAGGGGGUGGGGGAAGGAGGGCUGAGCUAAAACGAUUGUCAAUCAUUUAUACUUGCUGUGCUUCAAGUUGUUAACCACAUCCGCAAAUAAAUUACAGUAUCUAUUAAAUAUGCUUGGAAACCCUUACCCACAAGAUCCAUCGCAGCUAGACUUACUUAUAUUUCCUAUCAAUAAUGACAAGCAAGUAAGUAAUGUUAUUUUAUUUUAAGGGACUGGAGCCCAAGGAAAAGUGAACCAGACAAUACCAGCCGGGUGUGCCAGCAUGGGAGGAGGAGGAGGAACUCUCUGUCCACCUCAAGGUAUGCCCAUGGGAAACUCGGUUUGUGGAGGAGGAGGUACUAUGGGAGGAGCACUCUGCGGAAGUCAGGGCAUAACCAUUGACAGCGGGUGUAUGCAGAUUGCGGGAGCACCCUGCCCUGCACCAGCACAAGGAGUGGCUCCUGGAGGCUGUAUUGACAUGGGAGCUGGGUGUGUGAUUGAGGGGAAGCUUACAGAAGGAUGUCCUAACAUCACUAAUGCCACCGCCUGUGGAAACCCAUGCCAGCCCUCCGGGAAUGCCACUGGAGGGUGCGGCGGUGUUAUCCCUGGUGGGGUUGGACCCAGUGGACCUGGUGGAGUUGGAUCCAGUGGACCUGGCGGGGUUGGACCCAGUGGACCCAACGGUGUAAAACCCUCCAAUGGUACCGUAUCCGGACGAAUUGGUAGCAAUCUUCGUCUUAGUGCUCCAGGUAAGUAAAAUGGAUUCGUUUUCUCAGCUUUUCCUUAAAAUAUAAAGGAGUUACCCUAAAUAAUUUGUAAACUGAAAUGAAAAGGAUUGGUUAAUACUAAGGUCUCUGGAGUAACCAAGAAGCAACUGUAUGGAGCAAAAAAAAAUCAGACAUCAAACAAUAGAUUUUAUAGCACUCUGAAUCAAUUGACAAUGCACAUUCAGCUAAUUUUAAAAAAUUUAUCAAAUUUGGAAAAGAAAAUUGUAAAUUGUUGAUCGGUAAAGGAAAUCUGUAUCCACUAGCAUCAAUAACAUAUUUCGUAGUUGAACGCCAUGAUUCCAUUCCUCUUCUCUCGUCGUAGAAUGUAAAGCCAAGGCCGACCUCGGAUUUAUUAUCGAUGGAUCAGGGAGUAUAGAAAAAAAUGGACCAGGAACGUUUAAAAAAGUCUUGAACUUUGUCAAAGAUAUCAUUAGAAGUUUUGAUGUCUCCAAAGACGGAACACAUAUUGGUAUCAUUGUAUACAGUAGUGAACCAAAGGUGGGAUCUCAUGUUGGAAGUCUUCAUUUAGCUCGUCAGUUAUAAGACUUGUGUUAGGGUUGUUACUCAUUACCCAUAGUGCUCUUGCUGCCUGGUUACGAUAUCUUAAGGACUUAGCUUUGAAUAUGAUGAAACGAGAUAAUUGACGCUGAAGCUCAAUAUCCCAUUGCCGCCACUCACCUCAGUACACAUGCCAGUCAGCCUCUGGCUUAUAAGAUCUUAUUACCCCCAAGUAUCCCAUCUGGUUUACCAGGCUAUUAUCGAUACUCAUCUACGCCUGUGGGUGGAGCAAAGCACUGUGGGAGUGGAAAGUCUUACAUAAAAACAUAACACAAUGACCGGGGAAGAGUCCAAUGGAUUUACUGCUAUAGGCCCGGAAAGUCUCGAGAGGAGAAUGAAACAUUUGCUCUGACGAAGGGCUAACGCUCGAAAAAUUAGCCCUAUAAAUUUUUUACGGUGGUCAAUUUACAUAAUUUGCAAAUAAAAAAAACAUGGCUUUUUAUUCAUAACCUUUGCAGGUUGUGUCGGGAUUCGACCAGCAUUACACCCUAGCAGAAGUGAUGGCAGAAGUUGAUGGAAUCAAGUAUCCAAAUGAAGGAACAAACACUGGAAAAGCUCUCUUGAAAGCUAAUGAAGCUCUGUUCGCAGUCAGCGCUCGGUCCGGUGUCCCCAACAUCGCUUGUGUGUUAACCGACGGGAAGUCAAAAGAUAACAUUGGAACUCCGGCUCAAAAACUCCGAGAUUCAGGUGUCACUGUCAUUAGCAUAGGAAUGGGUACAGACUAUGAUCUUGAACAGCUUCGAGAGAUAGCUACUGACCCAGAUUCACAGCACAUGUUUAAAGCAGAAUUUGACUCACUGGGUUCCCUGGUAGAUUCCAUAGUAGACACUGGGUGUAAGGGUAGGUGUUCUGUUUCUCAGUUCUUGUACUUUGGUCAUAAUUCGUUAUAAGUAGCUGACGUAAGCUGUUGACCGUAUUCUCUCUCACUGUCCAUUGAAAUACUGUUUCCUUCCUGUAUUAUUUGUGAUCUGCCUGAAGUGCUGGUCUGCAAGUUUUCUCAUACGUCUACACUAAUUUUUAGCCAUUAACCCUAAGCUUACACCCAAGUUUUUUAGCUGAUAACUUAAACUGAACCACCUACAAAGCAAACUUUUCUCCACCUUGAUUUUACCAAUGAUACGUUUUCUCUCAUAAGACAAUCUAAAGUGUUAAUCUGUUCAAUCUACACUACGUUUUGAUAAUUCAGCUGUUCAAAUCACAAUUUACAUGCGAAAAUUCAUCGUUAUUUUUCUGCGUAUUUCAAAGACAUGAUGAACUUUAACACUUGUCUUUCAAAAAAAAAAUUAUUUUUAUCCUACAGCUGCUGGAGGAACAAUUCAGGCACCGGGUAAGUUUCAGCGCCAUUAUUGAUAGUAGAGAGCUACUUUGGCCAUAAACUUCAACUACAACUUCUCUCAAAUGGGCGAACGGUGGGGCACAUGAUAACUUUGACGUAUAAACUCCUCAUUGAGGAAAUGGUGUUUCCGCAUCUCCACUGAAAAAUCAUCAAGUUUUACCUUUCAACGGCAGUUAUGGAAGAAAUGCCACGAACGUGUGAGACUAAAAACGAGAACCGUGAUUGAGCGAUUGACUAAAAAAAAUGCAUAUUGUUGCUAAUAAUCACACUUAGCUGUCGGUCCUAUAUCAAGACAGCUAUUUCCCAAUCAUAAUAUGGGAAUUAUUUUUGUAUUUAUCUAACCUGAGCUUGAGAAAAAUCUCUUGACUGAAUUGGGAAAUCCUACAUAUUCGACGGUACAUAUACCUUGUAAUAUAAGACAGGACUUUAAGGCGAGACUGUUCAGUCUUGCACUCGUUAUAUACCAAGAGAUCUACAAUUUUUGCGGAUGAUAUUAACAAAUUACUUUUUCACAGCACCCCUAGGCGCGAGUAAAGGCCGUCCACCUCCUUCCACUGUGGAAACAAGUAAGUGGAUCUACUACUGAAUGCGUUUACAUUAAAGUUUUUCCAUAAACACAACCAACGGCAUCUAGCUUUAAAAUCAAUGUAACUUUUAAUAUUCAACUUAGCACAAACUAUGGUGUCACGUCGAAUCCUAUGUUAUAUAUGAUAUGAAAAGAUAUAAGAUUGAUUUUGAUACGUCGAACAACAAAAUCUUAAUUCGUUUACUCUCAUCUUAUCAAAGAUGUUUUCUUAGGGAACCUUCCUUGUCAAUGGCUUAGAGCCACGUGAGGUUACAAAUGACCGCCUCAGAAUGGUGGUCUCUUCUUAAUACUGUAUUUCGACCAGAUCCCAAUUAAUGGCAAAAGCCGAGGGCUAAGGCUAAUUUUCUCUCCAUAAAAUAAUUCACCGCCAUAACUUAAACUUAGCAUUUUAAGCUUUUUGAAUUUUUUGCUUUCCCUAAGAGUGCAAGGCCAAAGUAGACAUAGCAUUCCUGUUGGACGGCUCCGGAAGUAUUGAUUACCAGCAACCUGGGAAUUUCAAAAAAUGCCUAAGGUUCCUUAAAAACUUCGUUAAAUCAUUCAACAUCGCCAAAGAUGGCACACAUGUAGGAGUGGUACUUUUUUCUAAAACUGCCGAGGUCAUGUUCAAUUUUGAGAAAUAUCUUGAUUCAAAAUCAAUGAUGGACGCUAUCGACAAGAUUCCAUACCCGGCUAAAAACACAUUCACUGGAGCAGGCCUUGAUCUGGUGCGUACUGGACUGUUUGAAAACAGCGUCAGGCAGGGGGUCAGGGACAUCCUCAUUGUCCUGACCGAUGGAGCAUCUCAGGUCAGAAUUUUUCACUUACAAUAGUUUUGUUUUGAUUACACAUCUGUAAGUACACCCAGCCGUCAGAAAAAGAAAAGGAAUAAAAAACAGGAGUAUUGGAAAAACAUGCCGGCUCACCCGGAAUUGAGUGGUUAGUGAGGUCGUCCCUGAGAUCAAAUUUGUACGAAGAAUUUUUUUAUUAAGUUCAUGAUCUGAUGAAGCAGACAAUCUUUUCCUGACUCAGUUGUAGUUUUUAAACUUGUAAGUUGUCGUUUCGAAGCAUUUUUCUUCUAGCUCAUAACAUGCGUCAAAUAUACAAAAGAGAAAGAACAGUCUUUCAAGAUAAUUUCUUGCUCAACCAAACAGGAUGACAUACAGGACCCUUCCAAGAAACUCCGUGACAUGGGAGUGACGAUAUUUUGUUUCGGAGUUGGUGCACAGUACAAGAAGGACCAGUUAGAUGAAAUGGCAACCGAUCCAGACUCUAAACAUGUUGUAACAGGCGGUUUUGAUGAUCUCGAUCAAAUACUCCCGAAAAUUAAAAAGAUGGCAUGUGACGGUUAGUCUCUUAACCCUAGAAGUUCUACUUAUUACGCACUGCUUCCAUAUCGAUUCUAAUUUGUCUACUUACUACGCCUUUUGAUAACAUGCGAACUCACUUAUUGGAUUUCAAGGAGACUGAGCUGCCGUUUCUAGUUACCUACUGUGAGACAAAUUAACUUAAGUUUAUAAAUGUGUUCUUCUGCAGGAGCUGGAGGAUCUUUAUCGCAAAGUCCUUCGAGAGGUAAAUUUUUUAGUUUCUUCAAGUUAGAAAUUUCACAUGAAGUACUUCAUGUAACAAAAAUCUUAUGUACAGUAUGUCCGUUACUUUUAUUUAAACUAUUUUAUAUCGCUUACAAUGUAUUUUAAAAACUUUUUGCGUUAUAUUUCUUGCGUUUAUGCUAUAUAUUAAGCAGAUACAGUAUCACAAUUAGAUGUUAUUACACGAACCAUAUUUAUUACCUUUUAAAUGACAUUUUGAAGGAUUUUAGUUCUUGAUCAUUCUUCAUAAUCCUAACAACCUCACGUUUUACAAUAUUAACAGAAAAAACUGCAAUGUUCACGUUUUACCUUAUACUCCCACGAGAUACAAUUUUAAUUUCAGGUUUAGUUCUAAAAGUUUGAAUCUGCAUUUGUACAACUUAGUCUUGCUUUAAACACUUUACGUUGUGAUUUCUCAUCACAGUACAGUACUUACAGUACCCACGGUAAAAUUCCUGAAUUUUGAACAGAACAAGUUUUAAUUCUAUUCGUAAUCAUAACACGUCAACUGCUCUUGUAUCGAAAACCGAUCGACUCAGCGAGCUCUUUUUCAUCCGUCGACGAUGACUUCGUUACUGUAUUUACCAAGACUGACACAGACGUUGUUUCACGAAAUAAUCGAAGAGGAAAGUGAUUCUUUAUGGAAACAGUAGGUGAGGGCAUUUCAGGAUCAAGUGCAGCGAGUGGUAGACCGGGCAUGGCCGGUCUUAGUGUAAUCCAUGGUGGAGGAAGUUCUGUUGGAGAUGGAACUGGUUCCUCGAAUUCGGCAAGUAGCGGUUCCAUUUCAGGAGGGGCCUCUUUAACAUCAAUCCAAGGUGGUAAAAGCGGUUCGAGCUCAAGUAGUAGUUCCUCGAGUACUGGAAGUAGUAACUCUACCAUAGUUGGAGGUUCUUUGUCGUCGAUCAAAGGUGGAAGUAGCGGUUCCGGUUCAAAUGGUAGCUCCUUGAGCUCUGGGGGAAGCAAUUCUACUUCCGGAGGAAGCUCCUCAAUGUCAACCAAAGAUGGAAAUAGUGGUUCAAGUUCAGGUGGUAGCUCCUCGAGCUCUGGAGGAAGCAAUUCUAUUUCCGGUGGAAGCUCCUCAAAAUCAAUCAAAGGUGGAAGCAGUGGUCCUAGUUCAGGUGGUAGCUCUUCGAGCUCUGAUGGAAGCAGUGCUAUUUCCGGUGGAAGCUCCUCAAUAUCAAUUAAAGGCAGAGGUAACAUUUCUACUUCGGGUGGAAAUUCCUCAAAAGUAAUGAUAGCUAAAGGUGGAAGUUCAAGCUCGAGAAGCCAAGUUAUCUCUAAUGAAAAGAAGCCUAUAAAGAUCGGAAAACUCGUUCUUACACCGGAACAAGGAGACCCGAUUGACAUCACAGAUGUGUGGGGUACAGAAGAUGAUCUUGCUAAGAAUGACGACAUUUCCAACAGUAUUGUAGGUAAGCUAUAAUAAAAUUAAUUGUUUGUAAGGAUAACGAAGCGGUCAGCUAGUCAAGAAAAGUAUGAGUGCUGGUGUGGUGACCAAUUCAGCUGGUUACUUUUAAAGAAUGAAGUUUUGUUUAGAAUCCUUCACUUGUGACAAUGAAUUUAACACUUCAUUAUUGCAGGACAGCCUAGUUUACUGGCAUUCGCUGUUUUCCUCUGAUGCCAGAUAAGGUAGCUUAACAGUUUGAGUGGAAACGUUUCAUUCAUAUAAGCGCUGUGGGCAAUUGUCUAUUUCAACAGAUUUUGGGACAUGCAGGGACAAAGUUGACUUAGCUUUUCUCGUCGAUGCCUCUGGAAACAAAAACGAGAAGGGACAACGAAACUUCGAAACAGCGUUGGCCAUCGCCAAAGCCAUUUCCAGCAUGUUUGUCAUCAAUCCUCUGCAGACUCACAUUGGUUUUGUUGUAUUCUCUACAAACUCUCAAGUUGCUCUAAGUUUCAAAACAUAUCUCGAUAUAAAAAGCGUGGAAAAUGCCAUAGAUAGCAUAAAGUAUACAGGUGCGAGCACCAACAUUGGCGCUGGACUCAAACUUGCGAAGAGCCAACUGUUUGAUAUCACCUCAAGACCAAACGUGCCGCAUAUUUUGAUCGUAUUAACAUCAGGGAAAUCAACUGAAGAUGUACUUGCGCCUUCAAAGGUGCUCAAAGACUCUGGAGUUAAUGUUUUGUGUAUUGGAAUUGGAAACAGGUACGAUAAGAAAGAACUUAAUGACAUAUCCACAAGCCCGGAUGCUGGUCACGUGCUUACCGGUGAUGUCACAAAGCUUGGCAAGACGAUUAGGGAAAUUAGGAGGAUAAUAUGCCAAGGUAAACAACUAUGCUAAUUCAAUCUCAAUUGCAAAAUUUAAAAAAAAUUAUCGACGCUCUCAGAAAGUAUGUUACGACAGAUGAAACCCGUGCACGUAAAAGGUCUGAAGUGCACUGAUUGUCGAGGAUGAGAGCUGAAAAAAAAUUGGACUUGUACGGGAAUUGAACUCAUGACCUGUACGAUACCGGUGUAGUGCUCUAUCAGCUUGGCUAACAAGCCAACAGGGGGAGCUGGUCAUUUUGUAAGUUCGUCAUUGUUGAAGGGAAUAUAGCGAGGGCGAUGAGGGCAGAGGCAUGACUCAUUGGGAUUUUCAACAUAACUUAUAAACUUUUUGAGUAUUGGGGCGUGAGUUAGAGAGAUUUUGGCAACAACUUAUAAAGAAUCAUUUCAUGAAAAUGUUUCAGCCAGUUUACACUGAUAUUUCUGUUGAUAACCGCACGCCGCAUGUGACACAUGGCAAUAAACGGUGAACUAUUGCCUAGAGGAAAACAUUUCUGUUAACAAUUGAAUUGUGUCACAUUAUCUUUUUCGUUCCUGUCAGCUAACGUCGGACCAGUAGCGCUGUUCCCAUUGAACGAGAGGUACGGGGCAACAGAUGUGAUCGGUGGAAACCUUGCUGGUGUAAAAAGUUUCGUCGCAACAGCACCGGGGCCUGAAAAGGAAGAGGGUGGUUCUCUGUUAUUUCUUGGAACACCAGACAGCUUUAUUGAGUUUCCAAACAAUGGUAAACUGGAUAAAAAGGAUUCAUUGACAAUACUGGCCUGGAUAUUCCCUGAAAGGGCGGGACCCAUCUUUAACUUUAAGAGGGACGGGUGGGGAACAAAUCUUUGGUUAGCAAAACCGAGAAAACUGUUUGCACACUUUGUAGACAGAGAUAAUCAAAAAUCCAUGCAGCCAUUGAAAAGCACUAAGAUUGCACCAAAUCGAUGGAAUUUUAUCGGUGCAACAUAUGAUCAAAUAACGGGAAAUGCUGGCCUGUGGAUUAAUGGAAAGUUCGAAGAUUUUAAGCACAUAGGCCGUAUUAGACUUGCUACUAACUAUCCAAUCAGAAUGGGAGCUCGAGUCGGAGACAAAAGAAACUAUCGCGGGCGUAUUGCCUGUUUACAAAUUUACGAUAGAGCUCUUACUUCAGAGCAGAUGAAUAAUGCUAAAAACAAUUGUAAACGUUACAAAAGGGGGCUGUAAACGCAUUCAUUACAUAACAGAGUCAUGAGGUCAUUGCAUUAAACAUGUUUGUACCAUAACGUACAAACGAAUCAAAUGUAAUUAAAUAUUUGUCUUUACUUACUUAAUCACUUGUUACCUACUGUACUUAAAUGUAGGGAUAUUCUUGACUGAUUAUUAUUUCUUGUGAUAGUAUCAGGUAACAGUAGUUAUGAAUAAGUCGCUGAUGAUUUUCAAUCGGUAAAUGAGGUAAAUCAGUCCACAAAGAGACCUUUAUUCAUGUGAAACGCUGAAAUAUCACCCUUUGUCCUCGGCAGUUGUAAAAUGAACCCAGAAAAAAUGUUUCAAUAGAAGCGCGCAAGUAAUAAAAUGAGUCCAUUUUCUUGCGCCGGUCCGUUGUCACUCGUUCAGAUACGAUCAAAUACUUAAGCUCCGCACACAUUUACUCACCGUGCUCCACGCCCCGUUUACUACGUUGACUUCUCCGAAUAAACAAGUGGUUGAGAUCGCUUUCAAUCCCACGCUAACGAAAUAGCGUCCAAUGAAAUAAAGACAUAAAGCAUUUGUCGUGAAAAAAAGGUGGUGGUUUCUCGCGUUUGAAUACAUGAAAUAUGAUAUUUUAUGGUUUGCUAUACCAUGUAAUCCUUUCUGAUAAAAUUCGCCACGUUUCAGGUGUUGGAUUUUACUGGUUGCCUUUCACCUUAUGAACCAUAACGUUUCGUUGACAUUGGUUGGUUUUCGAUGACAAUGAAUGAUGAAUUUUGAUCUUUGGUUUUUUGCUCGGCGGUUCGCUCUGAUACGGCUUGCGUCAUUUUGGCAUUUGGCAUUUGUUAUGGCAUUUCACGUUACCGGAAUUGUCAUCCCUCUAUCCGUGUUGAUGUAGUUAGGGCGAAGACUUCUGUGAUUCCUCUCUUACCUUUGCGUAUUUUACAGUGAAGAUCACGAUCAUUUCAAAGCCACUGGUGCCCAGAGUUAGGAAAAUGUAUCGAAAUGAACAGUCAAAGAUCAUCUCAUCCGCUAGUGGCCUGAAACGUUGCAAAACCAUGAAGGAAAGUGAACGUCUCUCAAGGUUCUUUAUAACGAGAUCAGAACUCAACACGAGGUGCUGCCUUGAAUCUACAUCUAGGGUCACUGAUGAUUCACACGCCGAUUUGCCCUUAAGACCUAUUACGUUAUACCUGCAUUAAGACCUUUGUAUAUGACUUCACCACCCACCAAGCUAACGGUUUGUGUUCUUUAACAGGUAACACAGAUUUGAUGGUGAAAUUGGAUUGUAACCAAUAAAUAUCUCUUCCUAUUCUCCAUCAGUAUAAAGGUGAUCCUCGAGAAUGAGAUCAUAAUGUGUUCAGACGUAGUCUUUGUUCAUCAACUUUCCUUCUUCACUAGCAAGCUAAACAAGUCACGCCACAGAAACCGGAGAACGAUCCAAUCCUAGCGGACCAUACGUUGCUAGCACCUGCUCAGAUCGCUAACCUCAUUAAUUUCAUGUUAUGAUCGACGCACUUCCAGCAUAACAGAUCGACUCUCCCCAAGCUCUGCGAGCAGACGGUCCAUUUAAGUUAUUUAAAUUCAUUCGGAUACGAGGAAUUCCUUGAAGAUCUUCACAACUGAAGGCAGAGAUAUAUAACAAACACACUAUCUCUUUACACCAGUUACUCUAAAACACAACGGCAUCGGAGUUGAAGAAAUUGUACAUCUUGAAUUAUCUGACUCAUGCCUGUAGUCUGUAACGACGUCUAACACUAUGAAACUCAGCAUGCUCUGCAUGUCACCAACUAAGUAAACAGUGAAAAAGUAUAAUCAUAUGGAUUUCUUCUUUUUCCUAGGGCUUAACGCAAAGCUAAAUAUUGGAUUCAUCAUCGAAUGUUCUUCAAGCAUAGAAAGAAACGGACCAGGAACGUUCGCAAAAGUAUUGAAAUUUGUCAAAGAUCUUGCCAGAAGUUUUGAUGUCUCCAAAGAAGGAAUUCAUAUCGGCAUCAUUACUUAUAGCGAUGAGGCAAAGGUUGGAUCUCUCGUCAAUGUUUUUUAUCAAUUAAAUUUGCAAGUUUAUUGUCUCGAACUUUUAUUUGAAUUUUAUCUGUAUCAAGUCAUGUAUCCGAUUAGAUUAAAGAAAGUGAGCAAAAUUCACCGCAAAGAAAAGUCUCCUAAAGCAAUGCAAGCCAUUGCAUAAAUGUUGGACAACAUGUUAUGUUAAACUUACGUAACACUCCAGAUUAAGUCACACUUUGGAAAUUUUUGUGUCACUGUAUGAUCAGUUCCACUUUUCAAAGGCUCUAACUUAAAUUUGUAGAACAACUUAUCAACGUUCCCUUAACAGUGAAUAAAUUUAGCCAAGGCUGAAGUCACUGGUUACUUAAAGUAGUUGACACUGAUUCUUAACUUGAAUUUUGGCAGGUUGUGGCGGGACUCGACCAGUAUUACACCCAAGCAGAAGUGAUUGCAGCAAUUGAUGGAAUCCAGUAUCUAGGAGGAGGAACAAUGACCGGAAAAGCUCUCAUGUUAGCGAAAGACUCGCUCUUCGCUGCAAGUGCAAGGUCCGGUGUUCCCAACAUUGCCUGUGUCUUAACUGCCGGCAGGUCAACAGAUGACGUUGGUUCUUCUGCUCAGAUGCUCAAGGGCUCAGGAGCCACUUGUAUUAGUAUAGGAAUGGGUAAAUAUUACGACCUUGGACAGCUUCGAGCGAUGGCCACCGACCCAUAUUCACAGCACAUGUUUCGAGCAGAUUUCAAUGCCCUGGGGUCCUUAGUGAGUCCCGUCGUGGCCACUUGUCGUAAGGGUAAGCUUUCUACGUAUUUUGGUGAUCAAUCUUCGUUGGUAACCUCAGAACCUCAGAAAGUUUUUUCUUGCUUAAUCUGGGGCCCUGACUUUGCAUUACAAACACUCCAGUAUUUCCCCACCGUAUUAUUUCUCAAUAUCUGCCUCAGGUCGGUCGCGAGUGUCAGAUGUCCAUACUGACUGAAGCCAUUCAACUGCGGCUGAAGUUUAUCUGUUGUUCAUUGAGCUGAACCGAAAUUUGCUCUGUAUAACAAUUCGAACUUAAAGAUCUUUGGUUUCAUCCCUUAAUCUCUGAUGAAAUAAUUCAGGAACCAUAUGAGAUUAAAUAGAGUAAAAUCAGCAGGAAUUUCCUUAUCGUCAUAGAUAGGCAGGAGUAUCAACUCUUUGAUUGUGGAGAUGUAUUUCACUCAUAGGUGGCGAGUUAUAAGGCUAAGUCAAAUGGACUCCUAAAUUUUUAUCCCUACAGCAUCCUCAGGCACUGUUACGGGUCUUGCACGACCUCCGGCUCCCAGCUCAGGCACAAGUAAGUACAGCGUCAUCAACCAAACCAUAAGAUCACAUGGGAGGAUAGUUAAACUUUAACCUACGAAUACAACACAUUUGUGACAUGUACUGGAGACUUAACGCCUAGAGAUUACUCAUUUGUCAGUGAAAUUUGGAGAAGGAAGUAAAAUUAACAUGGUAAAUCGUUCUGUAGAUGUGGUGUGAUAUCACUCUUUACAAUCUCAGGCCACGUGGCAUCCUAAUUUAACUUAAUAUCACUUCAUCGUAUCGCCACCGUAUCAUAUAUCAAAGCCUUUUAACAUUGUUUUUCAUUCCAUCCUAAGAGUGCCAAGCCAAAGUAGAUAUAGCUUUCUUGUUGGACGGCUCUGGAAGUAUUGGGAAAGGAAAUUUCAAAAAGUGUUUGAGAUUCCUCAGAAACUUUGUUCAAUCCUUCAACAUCGCAGAAGAUGGUUCACAUGUAGGAGUGGUACUUUUUUCGAGCACAGCCGAGGUGGUGUUCAAUUUCGAGAAAUAUUUUGAUUCAAAUUCAAUAAUAGACGCCAUUGACAAGAUUCCGUAUCCGUCAAAAAGCACAUACACUGGAAGAGGCCUCGAUCUAGUGCGAACUGGACUGUUUGAAAUCAGUGAAAGACAGGGAGUCAGAGAUGUCCUUAUUGUUAUGACUGAUGGAGCAUCUCAGGUCAGAAUUUUUGAUAAUAAAAUUGUAUCUAAAGUAAUUAUGUUUCUGAACGUGCAACCCCCCCCCAAAAAAAAAAGAAAAAGAAAAAGAAAAACACCAGCAAACUUCUUGAAAACAACGAAUACUAAUUUUAUGUAAGUCAAUAGUGAGGUGCCUCCCGAUAGCCAGCUUGUCCUUAAAGCUACUUAAGUUGUCUUCGAGUAACAUUCCUUUUUGAUAAAGAAAUAUCUUAUUCGUUUGUCAUAAGAUUUAGAAUAAUCUGACCCCUUCACAAGAACUCAAGCCUAACUUAAAGAAUCUUUUCUUUUAAGAGCUUUUUGUUCUCGUUCUCUUUGUUUUUAUGUUCACUGGUUUGAACCAUGAAACAGAUCAAUAAGUCUGUCAAUUGAACAAACAGGACUAUGUGGACGAACCCUCUAAGAAGCUCCGAGACAUGGGAGUGACGAUCUUUUGUUUUGGAGUUGGAACCCGGUACGACAAGGACCAGUUAGACGCCAUGGCAACCGACCCAGAUGCUACACAUGUUAUAACAGGCGAUUUUGAUGAUUUGGAUCAGAUACUCCCGAAAAUUAAAAAGAUGGCAUGCGACGGUAAGUGAGAAACUCGUCUCGUAAAAUUUCCUUAAACCGGCUAUAAGUGUCCUUAAAUUGGCUUUACAUCCUCGAAGUAUUUUCGAUUUAGGUGGCUAAUAACAGUUGACAAGGCCGUUAGUCUCAAAAAAAAUAUCAGAUUUAAAAAUCUGUCAGUUAGGGCAUUAUGGGUAUCCUAUUUACUGGAUAAAUUAGCACAUCAACGACAUAACCACCCACUUUCCUUGAUUUUGUUUGAGGGGGAGCUAAGGAAGGUCUCAGUGCUGCCUUAAACCGCAUUCAGUUUAAGUUUUCAAGUGGUAUCAGUCAUAAAUAAAGCAACAUGAAGUGAUGAGACUCAUUUAAGUAUCAAUAUUUCUCAACGUUUCUCAACAUUUUUCAAGCAUCAAAGACAUUACUUAUCCUUAGAUAUUUUCAUGCUUUUUAUCUGACAUGAAAAAUAUUCCUUAAUAUUAUAAUCACUUCUCAAGUAGUAACGAGUGAGAGCCCUACGUCACAGUAAGUACAUGAUAGAUAAGGAUUAAUUAUAAAUUUGUCCUCUUGCAGGAGCGGGAGGAUCGUUAACACAAAAUCCAUCGAAAGGUAAUGCCUCAGUUUGAUCACAGAGAAUGCCCCGCGCAAGUUACUUCAAUUCGUUCAUUAAACACGUAUAACUCGCAGUCUUAUCACCUCCUCUUGUUAGACUUUAGGUCGAUCAUAAUUGUCCCAUAUGUCAAGCGUAGCUAAGCGUUAUAAAAAAAUUUGGUCUCGUUUGUAACGUCAACUCUCAAGAUUGUCUACGCAUUUUCACCAUGUUCUAUAUCCCUAUAUAUAGGAAAGGGUAUGGAAAUUAGAUAUUAAUAAAUGAAAUACAUUUUCGUAAGGGUUUGCAUGACAAACACCUUUUUGUUCGUAAGAACAAACUAAUAUCAAAAGCAAAAUUUGAGUCUGCAUGUGCGAUUAGCUAUUAUGUCUUUGCUUUAUCUGAUAAAAGAGUCAGCAGUCCUUAUCUAACAGUCGCUGAUUGCUCCACAAUUGCAAAUACUCAAACUUGCGAAGACAGUUUGUAGUGUUCUUUUUGAAAGUGAAAGUGAGUCUUAUUCAUCAUGGUUCACGUUUAGGCAUAACUGGCGGGUCAAGCAUAGGAGGAUCUGGUGUGAUUACAAGCGGAGGAAGCAGCUCAGCGGGGGGCGGUAGCUCCUCACAAGGUAUGAGAGAAUUCCUCCGAAUGAAGCAGUAAUAUUUUAGCAGGAUGCCACCCCACAAUUGCUUGGAAAUGAUUGCAAUUAAAACUUCUAGCUGCCUUCGAUCAUUCCCUACCAUCGGAACUUUUUUUUUCCUGCCAUUAAUGAUUAAUGCAUAAUUGUUAGUGCUCAAAAAAUCUCUGAUGAUGUUCAACAUGUAAUAGUCCCAGUGAGUGCAUUCCUGAGAAGGACUGUCGUCGGUAUAUGGUGCCUGACGUUUCAAUAAACUGAGCGUCAUCAUCAGAGUCAUAAUAUAUUACUCAUAAACGGAUGAGGUUUUUCAAUGAACGUCGAUAGGUGUCGGGAUCACGAGUGGAUCGAGCACAGGAGGAGCCGGUAUGAUUACAGGUGGGGGAAGCAGCUCUGCUGGAGGAGGCAUCUCUACAGGAGGAGGCAUCUCUACUGGAGGAGGCAUCUCUACUGGGGGAGGCAUCUCUACUGGGGGAGGCAUCUCUACUGGAGGAGGCAUCUCUAUUGGAGGAGGCAUCUCUACUGGAGGAGGUAGCUCUACAGGAGGAGGUAGCUCUACUGGAGGAGGCAGCUCUACUGGAGGAGGUACGGGGCCCCUUAAGUAUUGAUAAAGGUCAUACCCUUGCUGACGGUUGCUGUAUCUGGGAUCUGGCUAAUUUAGUGGGCCUCUCUCUUACUACAGUCAAGUAUUCUAUAGUUGUAAAUACCCAAACUGCAUGACACCGACUGAGGUGUUUCAUGUUCUGAUCAUAUGCUGAGAGUGAUUCUUUGUUUCAACCUUUCUGGACACGGAAGGUGUAGGUAUAACUGGCGGGUCCAGCACAGGAGGAUCAGCUGUGAUUACAGGUAGAGGAAGCAGCUCAUCUAGAGGAGGUAGGCCGUCGCAAGAUAUUCAGACUGUUAUCAACGAUGACAAUUUUUCCGAAACCAGUCAGUUCUAUUUUAGUUUAUUUCAAUUUUAUUUUAGAUGGUAGCCCUUCAAAACUUAUACUCAGGGCUUCAAUUAAAACCAAGUGGUAGUUCCUGAGGAAAUUUCGCAGUUGAAUUCGGAAGCAGACAAAAAAUGAAAAUGCCUUCUUAGUUCAUGAUAGAUGAGCAGAGAAAAAUCGCUCAAAAACGCUAACAACUAAUAAGCCUCUCUUUCUACAGCAUCCCAGUGACUUGUGACGCAAGCAAACAUCAAAAUCAUACUUUCUUUCUCUUUUUGUAGAAUGUAACGCAAAGGCUGACCUUGCUUUCAUUAUCGAUGGAUCAGGAAGCAUAGAAAGAAACGGGCAAGGAACGUUUCAAAAUAUCCUGAAUUUUGUCAAAGAUCUUACCAGACGUUUUGCUGUCUCUAGUGAAGGAACACAUGUUGGUGUCAUUGUUUUUGACGAUAACGCGAAGGUAGAAUCUUUCCAUCGUCAUGAGUUUCUUUUAAAUCCCUGCAAAUUGUUUUACAUUUUUUGUAUCAAAUCUGAUUUGCACGAAGCCAUCCACCCGAUUCUACUGGAAGAAAAUACCAGAGAAUAAUUUUACCAGUUCAUGUAUUUCUUGAACAAUCAAAGCGGUUGUAAAACACUUUACAGUAGCUUUCAAAACAAACAGGCUCCGAGGCCAAAAACAUGGAAACCUUAGCUUUUCACAUAUUACGCGUAUAUUUUUGGAACGAACCUUAGAAAGGUCUGCGUCACUGGUCAGAAAGAGAGAUUGUAUUUUUACAAGUGUGGUAUGGCAUUAUACAAUGCUAACACUGCUUAGAUUAAACUGUUGUUGGCAGGUUGUGUCAGGAUUCGACCAGCAUUACACCCAAUCAGAGGUGAUUUCAGCAAUUGAUGGAAUCCAGUAUCCAGGCGGUGGAACAAUGAUUGGGAAAGCUCUCUUGAAAGCUAAGAAUGCUCUCUUUGAUACCAGCGCACGUCCUGGUGUUCCUAAUAUAGCUUGUCUUUUGGCUGGCAGCAAGUCAACAGAUAGAUUUUCUGCUCCUGCUCAGGAGCUCAGAGACUCAGGAGUCACAGUCAUUACCAUAGGAAUGGGUAAUAGAUACUGUAGUAAACAGCUAGGGAAUAUAGCUACCGACCCAAAUUCACGGCACAUGUUCAAAGCGGAGUUUGAUGCGCUGGGAUCCCUGGUGGGUUCCGUCGUAGACACUUGUUGUAAAGGUGAGUCUUUGGCUUAGUUUGAUCAACAUUUUUUUUCAGUAACUGUUUUAAGAAGAUAUUCGCAUAAAUACAUCUUCAGCUUAAAGUCAAUCUCUGCAUAAACAUCUUCUCAUGUUAAUGUUAGGACUUCAACUGAGCGUUAAAACAGUGUCUAUUUGGUGUAUUAUUUGUCAACAUCAACCUAACCGCAGUCUAUAAAGUUUCUUAGAUGUUCAAGCUGAUUUCGGCCAUUCUUUAUCAUAGCCAAGAUUUUUUUCGAUAAUUGGGCUGUUUAGCUAAAAAGGUAGCCUUGCUAGAAACCAAAAGCUUUCGCUGCAUUCAAGGAAUCGAACAUGAGUUACGAAAAGAUUUGCUUAAGUAUUUGUUUUCUUUGUGACUUGUAUUUUGGAUUUUUCUCAAAUUAACAAGUUAUUCUCUCGUAUACCUUCGUCUUAUAUUACAUUAUUAUAAAUAUAACAUUAUUAUAAAUAAUGAUCUAUAAUUUAAUCCAUCAGCGGCAGGAGGAACAGUUCAGGCCUCACGUAAGUUUAAGUAGAACAUAGUUAUGGUUUCUGCGUAAACAUAAAUAGCCGACAUAUUUCCUGUCUUCGAACGUUAAGAUACAACGUCUUUCAGUUGCACUGACUUCCCUAUACCGCCAUUUCUUAUCUCCCUCAGUGUAUUCUCCUGAUAUUUAAAGUAUGAUAUCUAUGACGGCGAAAAGAAAAAACGUUAUAAAACACGACCCCAUCAAAGAUUCUCAGUUGGCUUGAACUUUUUUAGUGUGCAUGAAGUAUGUCUUUGUUGCUGCAUGGAGAAACAAAUUCAGUUAGCAAGUAUGGGAAAGAUAAGACGGACAUAUGCUUCUAUUUUUCCUCUUUUCCAUGAACCUUCAUGGAAACGGUAGGCAGAGGGAGCAUUUCUACUGGAGGCGGUGGCUACUCACAAGGAGUAACAGGUGGAUCAAGCACAGGAGGCUCCAGUGAAAGGGGAAGCUCCUCACAAGCUGUAACUGUUGGAUCAACCACAGGAGGAUCCAGUGUGAUUACAGGUGGAGGGAGCAGCUUUACUGGAGGAGGAAGCACAUUAAAAGUUGGCGGGACUUCCUCCAGCGCUGGAAGUAGCAGUUCUAGUUCGGGAGGAAGCUCCUCGAUGUCAAUUAAAGGUAGAAGUAGCGGUUCCAUUGUAGGCGGUAGCUCCCCGAUAUCAAUGAAAGGUGGAGGUAGCAGUUCUAGUUCAGGAAGUAGUUCUUCUAGAAUAAUAACCGCGAAAGGUGGAAGCUCAAGCUCGGGAAGCAAAGUUAUCUCAAGUGGAAAGAAGAUGGUAAAGAUCGGAAAAGUUGUUCUGACGCCGAAGCAAGGCACAGAUGUAUGGGGUACGGAAGAUAAUCUUGUUAAAGAUGUUAUUUCCGGUAACACUUCAGGUAAGUUUUUUAUAUCAGAGAAAGUAUUUUAAAGAUUUUGAGGUACUAAAAUGAAAGGUUCACCUUGACAAGAAAGCUUAAGAUACGAGAUCAAAACUCAUUGCUACGCCUUAAACUUUAUUUAUUAAUCAUUCAUAUAGUUGUGACCCUAGCUCAGUGAGUGAUGGCUUUUUGACAGCCUACCUAGUUAAAAAUGUGGUAACUAAGCCGUGAUAGUAAUCAAAACAUUCUGGCACUUGGAGUUUUCCCUUCUAGCUGCUUUAACAUGUUACACUUGAAUCAUACUCUUUAUCUGUCUCGUAUACUUUAGCUAACGUCCGACCAGUUGCGCUGUUCCCAUUGAACGAGAGGUACGGGGCAACAGAUGUGAUUGGCGGAAAUCUUGCUGGCGUGAAAAGCUACGUCACAACUGCUCAAGGGCCUUAUAAUAAAGAAGGUGGCUCUCUGUCAUUUCUUGGAGCACCAGACAGUUUUAUCGAGUUUCCAAACAAUGGUAAACUGGAUACAAAGGAUUCAUUGACAAUACUGGCCUGGAUAUUCCCUGAAAAGGCGGGACCCAUCUUUAACUUUAAGAGGGACGGGUGGGGAACAAAUCUUUGGUUAGCAAAACCGAGAAAACUGUUUGCUCACUUUGUAGACAGAGAAAAUCAAAAAUCCAUACAGCCAUUGAAAAGCACUAAGAUUGCACCAAAUCGAUGGAAUUUUAUCGGUGCAACAUAUGAUCAAAAACGGAUAUGCUGGCCUGUGGAUUAAUGGAAAGUUCGAAGAUUUUAAGCACAUAGGCCGUAUUAGACUGGCUACUAACUAUCCAAUCAGAAUGGGAGCUCGAGUCGGAGAUAAAAGAAACUAUCGCGGACGCAUCGCCUGUUUACAAAUUUAUGAUAGAGCUCUUACUUCAAAGCAGAUUGAUGAUGCAAUUAAUAAUUGCAAAAUUUAUACCAGGCAACAGAAAAAAAAAAAUAAGUUAUCAAAAACCCUAAAAAGCCCCACGUGUGCUAUUACUGAAAAACAUGAGCUAAAAUCCCUGUAUAAGUUAGACACAGUCUAUGGCAUUUUAGUUCAUCUCAUCAUCUUCAAUAUAAUCACACAAUAAACGAACCACUGAUAUCUAUAGAGAAAUUGAAGUCUAACGUCCUCACCAAAGCCUAUACAAGUUAAACACUAGUCAGUUACUUCGAAUCUUAAGGGACAGGAGAAAUAUAACAAGUCAGAGCUAAGAGCCUAAAGGCCGUGAGGCUAACUACCACAAACGACACAUGACACCCUGUGAUGGGUAUGUAAAGUUUAAGACUUAUGGUUUGAUCAAAUGUCACUCCUAUCGAAUCUUCCCUGAUAUCCUUAUUCAAGAAACAAUCGUUUAUCAUUGAAGGCAAUAUUUUGCUAAAUAAAACAAUACAGUCGAGAAGAGCGGCCUACAUAACCCUAUGACCCCUGAGAGUGACUAGGAUCCAGUUUCUCCUCACAUUAUCACCCCUGAAUCACAUAUUAAGGUCAAAAGAAUAAAGGAAAUGAUCACCAACUAAAGAACCUCUUGAGUGUUCAAAAUAUUUCUCCUUGUCAGCUUAGAAAAUUUAUGGAGAACAGCUUGGGGAAUAUGGGUACUGAUGUCAGUCAGGGUGUAAAGAGUUAAGUGAUGAACCUGACGUUGCACGUCGACGGAUUCGACGUGACUAACAAUCAUAUUCGCGUAAGUUGGCUUAUACCCAGGGGUAAAAGACUUUCAUUUCGCGUUUGUUAAUGCAUAUUGGGGAAGAAAAGUCGAUUAACAUUAAGUAUCAUGUUGACGAUCUUUUGAGAAUGACCGGAGGUUUUGGUCGUUAUCAACUGACUCUGUUUGCUUUAGUUUGUUUGGUUUCAUUUCCCACCGGCGCUCAGCUUUCCAUCCCAGUAUUCUAUGCUAUCUCGCCUUCUUUUAUUUUACAAAUAAAUAGGCCAAGUUCAACCUUAAACAGAAUUGAUCCUAUAAUAGGAAGGGAGACUUUCUUAAACUUCAGAAACUCAUAGUCUGACCGAAUGUCACUCUGCAAGCUAGCGUGAUGUGCAAUGAGUAGUUGUGUCACGCAGUCUUCUUUCCCAUAGAGGGUGUUGAUCUCCAUAAAUAAGAAAGAAAGAAGAAUGCGAAGUUGCCUUUGAAACAUAAUUUACUAGACCGUGUAAAAUGAUGUUGAGUAAGGAUUUCGAGGUAAACCCGCUACAGUUAGAUGUGAACCACAGUCUUUCUCCAGAGCAGCCGCAGUCGCCUUCAAAGAGGUUGUUUGGUCCCGUCACGCAGCUCUUCUGUUCCUUGCGUUGUGUGAUGGGACUAAAGGCCCAGGCCAGCCGAGCUUGUUGCGUGACCUGGGUACUGUUUACAUUUGGCAAGUCACGUUACGAACCCAUGAUGACUGCUUUGAUAUCUGCCUCUUUCUCGCCAUAGUUAUUGCGUUAAUAUACAUUAUUUUAGAUCCCAGGGUGCAGACAACAUUCCUUUAAACGAGAUGGAAAUGGAUGAAGUAGAAAAUCCCGAGGAAUCAGCAGAGAAUCGAUCUACAAAGGAAAUCAAAAUCCACGAGUUGGAUGACCUUCUCAAAAUAACCGGCGGUUUCGGUCGCUAUCAAAUGGUUCUCUAUGCUUUUAUGUGCCCGGUUUCUAUUCCUACUGGUGCUCAACUCUUAAUUCAGGUGUUUUACGGCGCUUCGCCUCCCUUCGUCUGUGUCAGUCGACGUCGAGAAAUGAAACAUGUGCCUCUGGUUGCUGUUCAAGUUGCCAUGAGUAUGAAUUCCGUGACCCUUUUACCAGCGCUGUCUCUCAAGUAAGAAAUUGUAAUGUUUAUACAUGUUUUGUUUACCGAAGUUUGCCGAGACACUUUUACUUGAUUUAGCUCCAUGACUUUGAGUAUUUGCGGUAUUUACGAGGAAGUGUUCUUGAAUUUGCGUCGAAGUGUUUUUAAUGAUUCUCUACUGAGUAAAUAAACCCUUUCGUGGCAUUAUCAACCUUUUGACGUGGAUCAGUUAGCGUGAAUCCCUCGACACUGUACGGACCAGUUACAUAAAAUAAGUAAAAAUUACCGAGUUUGAGAAUGACAUGUUGGGAACUAACGACUAUAUAACUCUGAAAAGUCGGAAAACUUCACAACUCGAACCAACAUUUGUAUAGGCGGGGACACAAACUUCACAUUCACCGUGUGUAGACGUUCGCAAAAUUUCGCCAUGUGGUCCUUUUUCCAUCGGUUCUCGACAAAUUGCUCUCAAACUUGGCCAUAUUGCUGAUUUCAUGGCGCAAUUUGCAGCAGUGUCGAUGAAUUGUUUUAAACUAACCCAUAGUGAUGGUUGAAAAAAUCAACGUAAUCUGCGACGUAACUUGCAAUAGGAUAAAGACGAGGCUAAUUUCGGCAUGAAAGGUUUCUGUAGGGUGCUAAAAACAUCAGUACACAUGUCAAUCGACUGUUCAUAUUGAAGCCAAAUUCCUUUGCUGCAGAGCUUAAUUUUUAUAUUUGCAGUAUUUGUAAAAGACAGCAAAGUGCAGGCGAAGUGCUAUUGAGACUGGCAGGUAGAGAACCAAAAAUGUUUGUAGUGCACUCAAGAUAACUGUGGUAAUAAAACAAAAGGCCUCAGUUUUUUUUCUUCUCUUAUAUGUCAUGUUUGUUAUAUUUUCAGUGGAAUCUAAUCUGUGACCGCCGACACCUGAAAGCCAUGACUCAAGCUGUUUUUAUGGCUGGUCUCUUCGUUGGUGCAAUCACAUUUGGUAGCAUCUCAGAUCACUUUGGAAGGAAGUUCUCGUUCUUCUUGAGCGUUGGGGUUCUGGUAAGUAACAAGUACAGUACCUGUGUAAAGGGGCACCGUCUUCAGCGGUCACCCUGUAUUAAGCGGUCAGCUGUCAAAGUCCCGAAUUUAAAAGAAAACAAAAAAGUGCAGGAAAAAAGGAUACAAACAUCAAAUUAUAUGUAAACAGAAUUAAAGAAAACACUAAGUAAAUGUGUGUUGUGCUUGUUUUAAGCAUGGUUUUUCUUUAUAAUAAUGAUUUAUGCAUUAUAAUGCGAGAAGAAGAGGGGAAGUUUUUUUUAAUUCCGGAGAAAUGUUGCGCAUUCUGCAUAUCCAUACAAAAUAUCUAGCGACCAAAAAAAGAAGUUUAGUUUCUUGUUUUUGUGUGGCUUAAACCCUAGUACUAUAAAUGGCGAUAGAUUGAAAAUUUCCACGAAAGGUUCUCCAAGGUUAAUUAUCCAUUGUUUAAGACCUUGCCAGAAACGGUUGGAUAUACCGCAACUCGAAAAUAGGUAGAUGAGAAAACUACCUUUUUUCUAUAAAUUGUAAGUAGUGCACUCUAUACACUGUAAACGUUUUUGUUUUUUGUUUUUUGUUUUCUUUUAAAAUAUAUAGUUAUUUUGUUUAGUCGCUCUUCAACCAGUAUUGUUUUAAAUAUUGUAUUGCACUGUAACGUACGUAUUUGUAAACAACAAAAAACGUAAGUAAUGUAGCUAUAGAUGUAACUGUACUGUAAGUUAUUUUCUCUAGCCGUGAUGUAAGUAAUAUAGCUGUAAUUAAAGUAAAAAAAUUUAAUUAAAAAAAAAAAAAAAAAGUUCCGAAUUUGUUUUCCCAUAAUCAUUGUAAUUUUCACCUCUAUUAAGCGUUCCCAACGGCCUGUUUUUGUUGUUUUCCACCGGUAUUGAACGGUUCUUGAAAGCGGGACUAUUUAAAUAAAGUUAAGAAUAAUCUUUCAAAUAAUUUUAAUUCCAUAUUUCCCUCCCAAAGUCAAAGUAGGUAGUGUUUUUGAGCAAUAUUCUGUACAUUAAAUGGUCAUUUAUGGUAUUGAGUGGCAGCGUUUAUCAAUUUUUACAAAACCCUAAAUCUGUGGAACCUGCAGAAACGGCCACCCCGCCAUUCCCUGUGGGAAGUGGGAAUGCCGCUUAAUACAGGUUUGAUUGUUUUUUCCUAUCCACAGGCUACCUACCUUCGCCUCGGCCUCUGCUGUCGCGGACUGUCUGUCGCUGUUCUCUCUGUUUCGCUUCUUUGCCGGGGCUGGGACCGUCGGUUGUUUAUUGGUGCGGUUCGUGUAUUGUGUUUAAAUGGUUGUCACAGCUCGUCGCUCGUACAUGGGCAUGAUCGACUUCCUCUUUCUAACCGUUGGUGGAUGUUUUCUCGCUUUACUUGCUUAUUUAAUACCAAACUGGCGUUACCUCAUACUUGCAGUGUCGUUAUCAAGCUUCCUCCCCAUCAUGGACUCUCGAGCACAGCCGAGGUCAUGUUAAGGCGGGGGUAAACCUGAAAUUUGCUCAAAAAUUGAGUUUUUUGUUUUCCUCGGAAUUUGCAGCUUUGGGUAUUAAACUUUGCUAUGGAAAAAUAAUUUUCCACUUAUUUUCACUAUUUUUGCCUUUUUGAGCGAUUUUAAAAUUCCCGCUCUGACUAAUGGCGUGGUUACCAUGGCAACGAGAAGAGCAUUUUUUAAUUUUUCAGUUGUUUAUGACGUGUUUUUCCGGCAACCAAGCUCCAAACGGGCAGGAUUUGACGAGAGAUACUUUAUUUAGUCUUAUCUGAAAGGUUUUCUAGGGUCAAAACCAUUAUGGGAUAGAUUUAGAGGCAGUUUUGGUCGAAUGUGACACUCAGUGUACUCGGAGCAAUCAAAGGAAAAGUUAUAAUCAAAGGAAAAGUUGUAUCGAAAAUGUUCGGAGAGAAAAGUAGAUCUGUCUACAGGAAGAAAAGAAAGAGAAAUUUUUCUGGAAGGCGAAAACAGAAAGAAGAGUCUGAAGAAACAGCUCCUGAUGUUGACGAAAUCGCCGCCUCAACUCCGAGCACUUCGCGGGAUGAAAAUCAGCUCUCCGACUCGGACUCUAAAGAAACCGUUGGUUCCUUUAGAAUUUAUCCAAACAUCUGUUGAACCUGAAGGCUAGAACUAAAGGGAAACUAGCUGAUGGCAAACCUAUUGGUGGUAUAGGGAGACUGUCUUACACAAGAAUAAAGAAGUUCCAGAAAGAUUAUGGACUUGCAAUUCGGCAAAAUACCAUCAGGAAAUCCAAUCCAGGAAGAAGGGAGGUGGAGGUUGCAGUUUAUGGAAUGAAAAAAAACAUUAUUGCAAUACUCCAUCACAAUGUUGAGUCAAAUGACCCAGCCAAACAGCAUCGAUUUUAUCCACCAGGGGAAUCCUCCUGGUGUAAAUGGAAGCAAGACAAAGCAACAGGAACAUCUGCAUACAGUAGUGGUAACUGUUUGCCAGAGGUCUUUCUUGAUGUCUUGAAACCCACUUUUAUGACUCUAAGUGACUCGAAAUUGCUAGAGAGGUGUGUGUUGGGAACAACACAAAAUCCCAAUGAGUGUGUUAACUCAAUAGUGUGGGUACGGUGUCCUAAACAUAAACACCAUGGUGUAAAAGUAAUUCGGUGUGCUGCGGCAUCAGCAGUCUGCCACUACCAUAAUGGAGCUUCUAGUAAGCUAAAAAUCAUGGAGAGGCUUUGUAUCCCUAGUGGUGUUUUUACAAGAGUGGCAACACAUGCAAAAGACAGUAAAAGAUUGGCUAAGUCCGAUUUGCAGGUUAUGCAGAAGGAAAAGAGACGGCGUCAAGGGGAGCGACUUCUGAGGACUCGUCGAGAGGAAGCCCUUCGAGAAGCUGAAGGAGUUACUUAUGAACCAGGAUGUUUUUAAAUUACUUUUAGAUACUCCUGUGGACAAAAUAUGGACACUUGGGCCACUAUAGUGGUUACAUAUUGUAAAAAAUUAAGUUUGAUUGCUAUCAGUAAGUUUAAAGGCCAUUUUCUCAUUACGCAAUAAUUUUGUCUUCAAGAAAAGAUAUCUUGACAACAAUUUAUCCAAUUGAUCUGAAAUUUUCAGCAUUUGUUCCUUUUGAUAAGUUUUGUGUUAUAAGCAGAGCAAUUUUCCAUAUGAUGUAUGUACUUAAAGUUAUGAAGUGAAACACCCCUCUGAUUUUCCAUGUCAAAUUUAAUUGAUCAUCAUUUAAAAUGUUUUCAACAUAUUAGAAAUCCCUCUGCUUAUAACAAUAAGCAACAUGUCUUCUUUGAAUUGAUACUAAAAACGUUAUUUUUCAUUAAUUCCAGAAGGAGUUAUCUUUUCUUAAGUAACCCCUGGUAGAACCCAGCAGGUGGCUCAAUUAAAUGAGUGGUAUCCUAUUACAAUUGACAUGUUGAGUCUGAAAUAUUUUUUUUCAUGAUCUUCAAGUCUUAAGCUUUCCAGGGAUAUAUAGUUUGCCUAAGUUUUGAAGUAAGUCCUAGCUGUGAAAAAUGAGUGAAAAAUGAGUGAAAAAUGGGCAUUUUUUCAGGUUUACCCCCGCCUUAAAUUUCGAGAAAUAUUUUGAUUCAAAUUUGAUGAUGGACGCUAUUGACAAGAUUCCGUAAAGCAAAAAAAGGCAAAAAGCACAUACACUGGAAUAGGCCUUGAUCUGGUGCGUACUGGACUGUUUGAAAUCAGUGAAAGGCAGGGAGUCAGGGAUAUCCUUAUUGUUAUGACUGAUGGAGCAUCCUAGGUCAGAAUUUUUUGUGAUAACAAUUUUUUUUAAAACAAUUGUUUGUCAACGAGCACAACCGCCCAAAAAACACAAGUGAACCUCUUGAAAACAAAACAUCCUAAC
Messenger RNA from Pocillopora meandrina, 28316 nucleotides. The record is from the annotation of a GenBank genome assembly. Lineage: Eukaryota; Metazoa; Cnidaria; Anthozoa; Scleractinia; Pocilloporidae.